This is a messenger RNA of Anopheles stephensi (Asian malaria mosquito), 761 nucleotides long. RefSeq lists its product as uncharacterized. The transcript is spliced from 2 exons. Lineage: Eukaryota; Metazoa; Arthropoda; Insecta; Diptera; Culicidae. The record is from RefSeq and is a predicted model, not a curated record. Bases 204 to 695 code for a protein of 163 amino acids.
ACAUGGAAUUAUAGGAACUCUGGUUGAAGAGCUGUUCUGAAGGUCGUCCGCUGCAUGCGAUCAAUGCAAAGUGUACUUAAAAAGACAUUAGAAUUACUAUUGUUCUGGGCGUUAAUGUGAGCUCAUUUAGGGUACUCCCUAAAUGAGGGGUACUCAUUUAGGGAUUAUAGAAAUAAUGUUUAGUUCUACCAUAACCGUUCGCAAUGUGGUUUCAAUUUCUGCUAGUUCUUACGCUCUUCGACGUGUCCUUCGGACAGUACGAAUAUUCAAACUAUCCGGAGGAGGAUUCCAACUACCCAUCGGAAGCGUAUCCCAAUCCAGAGUACGAUGCCUACGGGGAAGCACUUCCCCAACCCAACCCACAGCCACAAUAUCCGGACUACAGCUAUGUGGAGACGGUGGAGACUACCACGGCGACCACGACAACCCGUCGAACGCAGAGACCGAAAAGACCCCAGGUGUUCCCUCCGACACCAACCUCACGACCCUCCAGACGAAGCAAUUCCAAAAUAGUGAGAUGGUACUUCCUGGACGAUCUGGGAUAUCCCAUCCGCACCGCCGUUAGACGUCGCUUCCGAACAGGAUCGCAGACCAGUUGGCUCCCGUCGUACUAUCGCAACAUGCUGUCUGGGUCACGCUCGCUGAAAGCAAAUGGAGCCCGAACACAGCGAGUUGAAUACUGGUGGUUAACCUAGGCCGCUCGCGCUUUGUCUGUUAUCUCCCAUUUGAAGAUGCAAUAAAUUGAUGCUCCGCUAUUGAAA